Messenger RNA from Canariomyces notabilis, 1416 nucleotides. Its product is annotated as mitochondrial carrier. Gene Ontology annotation, molecular function: phosphate transmembrane transporter activity. The transcript has 3 exons. Gene Ontology annotation, biological process: mitochondrial phosphate ion transmembrane transport. Gene Ontology annotation, cellular component: mitochondrial inner membrane. Bases 225 to 1379 code for a protein of 384 amino acids. Lineage: Eukaryota; Fungi; Ascomycota; Sordariomycetes; Sordariales; Chaetomiaceae. The record is from RefSeq and is a predicted model, not a curated record.
CAUCAUCUAUUCUCUCACUCAGCGUUUCUGGGAUAGCCUUCUUUCCGAGUUCGAUUGCAACGCCUAAGUGUGCCUUGCCGUUCGAUCUCUCUUCUUUAACGGGACAAGCCAAGUAAGCAUAAUCUAAAAAGCUGUAACCCUCGUUAAGCUUCAAGUUGCUCACGUUGUACCGUGACUUACACCGCCACAGCUCUCUAGCAUUCGCUUCCAAUCUCGAGAGCAGGAUGCCGCUCUUCCCCAGCUUCGAUACUCUUCAACAGACCUUUGGCGGUCGGUAUUCGCACGGGAAACCGCAAAGCAAAGCCAAUGCAAGCGGUGCUACGCCAUAUCAGGCUCGGCUAGAGCUGUACCCCGCUUACUCGAUCGUCGACGAUGCGAAGAGCAAGACCAAGAAGCUGAGCGCCGAAGCCACCAGAGAAUUCGAGGCAGCGACCCAAAAAGUCCAGGGAAAAGAUAACAAAUUGGAGCUGUACUCGGGCACAUAUUAUGCUGCCUCCACGUUUGGCGGCUUGAUGGCCUGUGGCUUGACUCAUACGGCCGUCACUCCGCUCGAUCUCGUCAAGACGCGGCGCCAGGUCGACUCGAAAUUGUACAAGAGCAAUUUCCAGGCGUGGGGACACAUUUACCGCACCGAAGGCAUGCGCGGCAUUUUCACCGGCUGGAGCCCAACCUUCUUUGGCUACUCGGCGCAGGGAGCCUUCAAAUACGGGUGGUAUGAGUACUUCAAAAAGACGUACUCGGAUUUGGUAGGACCCGAGGCGGCCUACAAGUACAAGACGGGCGUGUACUUGGCCGCGUCGGCCUCGGCCGAGUUCCUGGCCGACAUUGCGCUCUGCCCCUUUGAGGCGAUCAAGGUGCGCAUGCAGGCCACCAUCCCGUCCCAGUACACGGGUACGUUCGACGGGUUCGCAAAGAUCAGGGCUGCCGAGGGCACCGCAGGCCUGUACAAGGGCCUCUACCCGCUGUGGGGCCGGCAGAUCCCUUACACCAUGAUGAAGUUUGCCUCGUUUGAGACCAUUGUCGAGAUGAUCUACGAUCGGCUUCCGGGGCACAAGAGCGACUACGGCAAGGCUGCGCAGACGGGCGUCUCGUUUGUCGGCGGCUACCUGGCGGGUAUCCUCUGCGCAAUCGUGUCGCACCCUGCCGAUGUCAUGGUCAGCAAGCUCAAUGCGUACCGCAAGCCCGGUGAGGGAUUCGGGGCUGUGACGACGAGGAUAUACAAGGACAUUGGGUUCAAGGGUCUCUGGAACGGUCUGCCCGUCAGAAUUGUCAUGAUUGGUACCUUGACCGGAUUGCAGUGGAUGAUCUAUGAUUACUUCAAAAUUUUUAUGGGCUUCCCCACGACGGGCGGCACCCCGCCUCCGGAGAAGAUCAAAUGAGUGGUCUGAUGAUGCUUGAGUUUCUGGCAUUCUGCGG